Molecule: messenger RNA, 747 nt
Organism: Peromyscus leucopus (white-footed mouse)
Lineage: Eukaryota; Metazoa; Chordata; Mammalia; Rodentia; Cricetidae
Gene: Prap1
Product: proline rich acidic protein 1
Exons: 5
Coding region: 10-651 (213 amino acids)
Source: RefSeq, a predicted model, not a curated record
UCAAGUUAUAUGGUGGGGCAGGGCAGCCUUCGGCUAAGUGAUCGCUGGCCCCUGACCUCUGGUCAGACACACCCACGUAGGGGCAAUAAAAUCCUAAGCAGCCAGGGUUGGGAGGAAGAGGACCAGGCACCUGGACACUGGAAUCUGCAGCUUCUCUACUUGCCUAGAGCUCCUCAGCACCGAGAGGGAGCCCCAGUCAUGAAGAGGUUUCUCCUGGCCACCUGUCUGGUGGCUGUGCUGCUGCAGGAGGCAGGGGCAAUUCCAGCACUCCAGGUCCCUGUCAAGACCAAAGGCAAACAUGUGAUCCUUGAGCAGGAAACAGAGAAGGUCCUGGGUGCCAAAGCUGUGGAGCCCCUGGAGAAGGACCUCCAGCUUGGGGCACUGCUGCCUGUGCCCAAGCAGAAGCUUGCAGCUGCUGAGGAAAAGCGUUCAGAUGCCAGGAGCUGGGUGGAGACUGAAGACAUCCUGAGCCGUUUUCGGAACCCUCAUUACGGUCCGGAACUAGAUCUUGACAGCAUCCACCAUCCGAUGUAUGAGGAGGUCCAAGAUGAGGAAGUACCCCAGCCAUGGCCCCUGAUGUAUCGUCAGGUGCUCCAGGGGCCAGAGGAGGACCUUGACCACAUCUUCCACUCUCUGGAGGACUCCGAAUAACCCUAACCACUCUCCCACUCCUGUUCUGAGGCCCAGACUGUUGUGACCACUGACUCUCCCCAGCUAGCAAAAAUAAACACCUGCCAACAGGUAGAA